GCCAGCAGAUCAUCCACAGCGGCCACUUCAUGGUGUCGUCGCCGCACCGCGAGCACCCGCCCAAGAAGGGCUACGAUUUCGACACGGUCAACAAGCAGACGUGCCAGACCUACAGCUUCGGCAAGACCAGCUCCUGCCACCUGUCCAUCGACGCCUCGCUCACCAAGCUCUUCGAGUGCAUGACCCUGGCCUACAGUGGGAAGUUGGUGUCGCCCAAGUGGAAGAAUUUCAAGGGCCUGAAGCUGCAGUGGAGGGACAAGAUCCGGCUCAACAACGCCAUCUGGCGGGCGUGGUACAUGCAGUAUCUGGAGAAGCGCAAGAACCCUGUGUGCCACUUUGUCACCCCACUGGACGGCUCUGUGGAAGUAGACGAGCACCGCCGACCGGAGGCCAUCACCACGGAGGGCAAGUACUGGAAGAGCCGCAUCGAGAUCGUGAUCAGGGAGUACCACAAGUGGAGAACCUACUUCAAGAAAAGGCUCCAGCAGCACAAGGAUGAGGACCUCUCCAGUCUGGCCCAGGACGAUGACAUGCUCUACUGGCACAAGCAUGGGGACGGCUGGAAGACCCCAGUCCCCAUGGAGGAGGACCCGCUGCUGGACACGGACAUGCUCAUGUCAGAGUUCAGCGACACCCUCUUCUCCACCCUUUCUUCACACCAGCCCGUGGCCUGGCCCAACCCGCGGGAAAUAGCACAUCUGGGGAAUGCGGACAUGAUCCAGCCGGGGCUGAUCCCCUUGCAGCCCAACCUGGACUUCAUGGACACGUUCGAGCCUUUCCAGGACCUCUUCUCUGCCAGCCGCUCCAUCUUCGGCUCCAUGCCGCCUGUGCCUGCCUCAGCGCCUGCACCGGAUCCCAGCAGCCCACCUGCUCAGGAGAGCAUCCUGCCGGCCGCCACGCUGCCCUCCGUGAGCCUCCCCGACAGCCUCAUCGCCCCCUCCGCGGGCCCCUCCCUCGAGCCCGCGGCCGGCCCGGCCUGUGACCGCACUUCGCAGGCCGGGGACCCCUUCCUGCAGCCCUCGGACUUUGCUCCCUCAGAGCCGCCACUGGGUGUCCCACAGCCCUUUCUCCCCGUUUUCCCCAUGCCCUUGCUGCCCCCCAGCCCCGCCCAGGCCCCCGGCCCGCCCGUGUUACCCUCAGUGCCCCCUCCCGGCCCUGCCUUGACGCCCCCGGCGCUGCCUGCCUUCCCGCAGCUGCCGAGGUUUGCGGGGGUCAGCAAGCCCCCCCCUGUCAUCACCCACACAGCCUCUGCCACCCUCACCCAUGCCGCCGCCGCCACCACCUUCAGCCAGAGCCAGGGCCUCGUGAUCACGGCCCACCACCCUCCGCCCUCGCCAUCCCCCUGUGCCCUUGCACUGUCACCGGUCCCCCAGCCCCCAGCCGUCGGGUCUCCCCAGACUCGUCUGACUUUCGUACACCCCAAACCUGUGUCCUUGACUGGAGGGAGACCUAAGCAGCCCCUCAAAAUAGUGCCUGCCCCCAAGCCUGAGCCCGUGUCCUUGGUGUUGAAGAGCACACGCCUGGCCCCAGCUGCCUUCCCAGGCCAGCCACAAGCAGUGAUCAUGACAUCCGGCCCUCUCAAGAGAGAAGGGAUGCUGGCGUCCACGGUAUCCCAGCCUGGCGUGGUCAUCGCCCCUGCUGCCAUGCCCAGGGCUCCCGGAGUCACCGAAUUCCACAGUGGCAUCCUGGUGACAGACCUCAGCCACAGCGCGGGUGGCCAGCCGGCCCCCGUCUCCCGGCUCUUCUCCCCAGGCAUGGUGCAGGACUCGCUGGUGAAGGUGGAGCAGGCCCCACUUCGAGGGGGCAGCCCGCAGGUCCCUGCCGCAGGGCCCGGUCGCGAUGGCCCGAACUCAGGCCAGGCCUCUCCGUGUGCAUCGGAGCAAAGCCCCAGUCCUCAGUCUCCCCAGAACAACUGCUCAGGGAAAUCCACAAACCCCAAAAACAUGGCUGCACUAAAGAACCAGCAGCUGAAGCACAUCUCAGCUGAGCAGAAGCGACGCUUUAACAUCAAGAUGGGCUUCAGCACCCUCAAUAGUCUGAUCUCCAACAACUCCAAGCCGAGCAGCCACGCCAUCACACUGCAGAAGACCAUGGAGUACAUCGCCAAGCUGCAGCAGGAGCGGGGCCAGAUGCAGGAGGAGGCCCGGCGGCUGCGGGAGGAGAUCGAGGAGCUCAACGCCACCAUCAUCUCCUGCCAGAAGCUCCUUCCCGCCACCGGGGUCUCCGUCACCCCGCGCCAGGUCGAUCACUUGAGAGACAUGUUCGAGGAAUACGUGAAGAGCCGGACCCUGCAGAACUGGAAGUUCUGGAUUUUUAGCAUCAUCAUCAAGCCGCUCUUCGAGUCCUUCAAGGGCAUGGUGUCCACCAGCAGCCUGGAGGAGCUGCACCACACGGCGCUGUCCUGGCUGGACCAGCACUGCUCCCUGCCGGUCCUCAGGCCGAUGGUGCUGAGCACCCUCCGGCAGCUGAGCACCACCACCUCCAUCCUGACGGACCCGUCCCAGCUGCCGGAGCAGGCGUCCGAGGCUGUCACCAGGGGUGGCCCGCGAUCGGGGGAGUCCUAGCUGUGUGGCUGGUACGCGGCCGCGAGAGGCUCGAGAGCCCCCUUCCCGACGCCCAGCCUCAGGUCUCCUCACCUCGUGGCUGCAAGCUGUCGGGAUCCACACUCAGGUCUGAAGUGGGCCGAAGCCUGCCUGCAGCAGCGGCCUCCACGGGGCCCCCCUGUGACCUCACGCAGCGACCUCAGCCGCCGCCCUCCCUCCCUGCAGGGAAGUGUGGCCCUGUUCUGUCCUGCUGGUGGCCUGUGGGGCCAGGCCAGGGAGGGAGCUAUGGGACAGAGAAAGAGCCUGCUCCUGCGGGCGGGACAUCCGGGGUCCCUCUCAGUCCCGUUCUGAGACUCACAAACUUGUCCCUGUCACGUCUGUAUCCUCCGGGCCCGCCUGGUGCCACUGCACACGCUCUGGCUCUGAGGGCCAACUGGAGACGUCUUCCACACUCCCAGGCCCAACAGCGCAACUGCGGGGGACCUGGACCCCUGGCUCGGCCUCGCCAGAGCCGCAGGGCCGAGCCUCCCGUCAGCCCCCGGCACUCGCCCCUCCCCUGGAGCGGAAGGUGCGUCCGCCUGCCUGCGCGCCUUCCCGGCCGGCUUGCUGCUGCGCUUUACCCCAGCUGGUGCUGCCUGGCCGCGGCGCAGGCCGCCUCCUCCCUCCCCGCAGAGGCCCCGUAGCCCUGGCCCCACGCGGCAGCCGUGGGAAGGACAGCCUGCUCUGGGGGCAGGCCCGCCUCGGUCCUGGCCUGGAAGGUCACACUCCGUGCUGCCACUGCCGGCCUGGUUGCCUCAUCCGUUUCCUCCAGCGGGAGCCCCAGACCGAGGCCUGGGUUUUCGGAUCAGAGAUGCCACCGCGCUGACAGGCAGGACCUCAGGCACCCAGGUCAGACGGUGCAGCCUGCACUGGGGACAGCCUGGGCGUGCACGCCACAGGGGGCGCAGAAAGGGCAGGAGGACCUGCUCGCCCUGGCCGCUUUCGCCCGUCGCUGCAGGUGGCAGGUGCACGCUCUGCACUCAGGGAGCCCAGCCAAGGGCGCCUCCUCCGUCCUGCUGUGACGGCCCCAGCAGCCGGCCAGCUUGCCUCCACUCGCCGUGGCCUCGCCACCUCUCGGCGCCUCCUGCCUGAGCUCAGCAUCCUGAGGGAGCCGUGUGAAGAGGGGCCCAGGCUGCCCAGAGCUCCGGUCCAGAGCCCCACUGGCUCGGGAGGCCCCAGCGCUGAGGCCUGCGUGGGCUGCCGGCUCCCCCGCACCCUGCUGAUGGAGAACAGGAAGGCAGGGUGGCAUCCCCGGGCCACCAGCAGUGCCACCAUGUCCACCUUGGCCCGUCUCCACUUCUGCCCCAUGUGGGAGCAGCUUGGUGGCACCCCUCAGCCACCCCUAAACGUGUUUACAGGCUGAGGGGUGCACACGGUGUGGGCCCUGGGAAAUGGCCGUAGAGUGGAUCCCUUACCCCGGGACGAACGUGAAGCCCCCUUUCAGCAGGUCAAGGCCACUGUGAUCAGAGAGGCCCAGUAGGGUGAGAAGGAAAACCAAAUGUCGCUGAGGGCCUGAGGCCAGGGCUUCCCACCCCUGUGCCUUGUGACGUGCAGACGACGCGGCAGCCACUGGCCAGGGCUCUCCUGACGAUGGCUUUCUCCCUGCCUCGCGUGGAGAGACUGUUGCUUAAACUCCAUGGGAUAUAAAAUUGGCCUGUUGCUUCUUUGGCCUACCUCUCCCUUUUGCUGA
Chinchilla lanigera (long-tailed chinchilla) is the source of this 4272-nucleotide messenger RNA. RefSeq names its product MLX interacting protein (gene Mlxip). Gene Ontology annotation, molecular function: DNA-binding transcription factor activity, RNA polymerase II-specific; protein dimerization activity; RNA polymerase II cis-regulatory region sequence-specific DNA binding. The record is from RefSeq and is a predicted model, not a curated record. Gene Ontology annotation, biological process: regulation of transcription by RNA polymerase II. NCBI's taxonomy places the organism in Eukaryota, Metazoa, Chordata, Mammalia, Rodentia, Chinchillidae. Gene Ontology annotation, cellular component: nucleus.